This is a messenger RNA of Fundulus heteroclitus (mummichog), 2920 nucleotides long. RefSeq lists its product as uncharacterized. Bases 285 to 548 code for a protein of 87 amino acids. The record is from RefSeq and is a predicted model, not a curated record. The transcript is spliced from 2 exons. NCBI's taxonomy places the organism in Eukaryota, Metazoa, Chordata, Actinopteri, Cyprinodontiformes, Fundulidae.
CUCACAUCUCUCCAUCACUCCGUCUGCUUCGCAUCUUCUGCUCCCUCCUCCCUCCUCGCCGUUACUUCUCCGUCUCAUCCUCCGUUCUCGGCUUGCGUUCCAGCAUCAUGUCUCUAACGUGAAGUCGGUCAACUUGUCCAGUCGGUGUUUUUUUUUCUGGGGGGGGGGGACCGACUGAAGCGCAGAGCGAGUAAAUGCUGAGAGGAGGACUAAGAAAGGAGGAGAAAACAGAGGCAGACGCUCGCAUCCCUCACUGAGUGCCUUUGUUUGAGCGGAGCAACAGUAUGGAUCUCUCCUUCAUGGCUGCGCAGAUCCCCGUUAUGACCGGGGCCUUCAUGGACUCCUCACCCAAUGACGACUACAGCGGUGAGCACUCGCUCUUCAACUCCUCGGCGAGCGUCAACGCCGCGGCUUCAGCGGCCUCGGUGCACGGCCAGCCGGACGAGCAACAGUCCAUGUCGAGCGACGCCAUCUGGCUCUGGAUCGCCAUCAUCGCCACUAUAGGAAACAUAGUGGUGGUGGGCAUCGUGUACGCCUGCACUUUCUAAAACACACGAUCAACCAGACAGACUUUACAAUCACACAUCCAUCUUUUUAUUUGGUGUUUUUUAAUGUCUGGAAACACAAACAAGGGCCUGAAGAACAGAGACAGCCCCCAUAUCAGAAUUUAUCUUUCUCUGCAUUUUAAUUUCAUUUCUGCCGCUGUUAGACGUCCCCUGAUGUAGCGAAGCUCUGAUAUUUGACAAUGAUGUAAAGACUUCCAGUUUUCUUUGUUUAUGAAAAAGGUUGCUGUUCUUCUGUAUUUGACAUCAGCGAGCCUUUUGUAACUCAAAAUCUUUAUGUUUGAGAAGACGAUUGUGUCCAUGACAUCUUUUUGGUUGACAUCUGAUGCAAUAGAUCUGGGAUUUCAGCCAUUAUCCUUCAGAUUAUUUGAUUUCAAUAUUUUUUAUAUGUCUUUUUUCAACAGAGAUGCUUUAUUUGAGGUUAGCUACUAGAAUAAAGAUUAAAUUAGGUUAAAAUGCUGGUUAAACCAGGUCAGUCUGAGCAGCUGUGAAACCUGACAGCAGGGCCUGAUCAGUGGGUGCAGUGAUCCAGGCGUUUCUCUAGUCUGAGCCAAAAAAUGUAAGUUUUGAUUUAACUUUCUGUUUAUACUCAAACCCCCACUUAUGGUCAUGAGAUGUGGAUCAUGACCAAAAACACGAGAUACUGGGUGGUUGACCGAGCCUCCUUUGUAGGGGGCUGAAGCCGGGUAGAGGAAUGUGGGACAAGCCGGGCAGGAUGAAGGUAAUAUUUUUUAUAUUAAGCAGGACUGAAGCCAGUCAACCUGUUGUCAGCUUAUUUCUAACAAAUCUUCCUGACAAAAAAAGAAGGGGAAAAAUGAAAAAUAUAUUUUGUUAAUGAAAUUUAAACAUACCUAAAUUCCAACAGAACAUUUUUCUGCACUGCCGGGUUAAUUAUUAAGCAGUCGUCACUUUACAGUCACAACCAUUUCUAAAUGAAUGGCUUCAGUCAUAUCUAACUGUUUUAUUUUCAGUUGGAUUCACAUCUGCGGUUAUAAGCUAAAUAUUAUUAGAAGCACAAGUUAAACUAAUACCUUUCAGAUGCUAGAAACUAGUUGUUGUUGGGCCGAAGAAGUGAAAACUCGUCCAGGAGGGAAUGGAAGUGCAGCGAGCUUCGAUUGGGCCGAUCUAACGUAAGCUGUGACGUGAAAGGAAAAGUGCUGAAUGUCAGGGUGUGGGUUCUGUUGCCCAUGAAAUAUUUUUUACACGUGAGACUUGGGAUUCACUCCUUAACCGGACGUGCGUGGACUUUUAACAGCCGCUGUAGCAGCCGUGGUGAACAGCCACGUCCGGUCCUCUGUCUGCAUCAUUCAGACAAAGAAGUUAACAAAAAGUGUGCAGGAUCGUCACCACGAGUAUCUCUGAAAAACGUCAGACCCCAUUCAUCACAAAACUAACGCAAAACACUAUUAUUCAGCAGGAAAAUGUGGGGAAAACUCUGUAAUGUUCAGCAAUUCCCUCGUCUUCUUCUGCUGCUGCACAUCCAGCCCUGCAGACAUAAAUUUUCCUUUAUUUAAGGAAAAACAGACUCACACAAGAGAAGUCUGUCUAUAAAAGAUCUUAGGACUGAAUUCAUCUCAGUCCAGAAAUGCAGGAACAAUCAGAAACACUUUAGGCAUAGACAAAAAUUCUUGGAUGAAAAUAGACAUUGGAGUAAGAAGUGAUUCCCGAGCCUUUCUUCAUAUUCUGAAGGCAGCUGAGCCACAUCAGUCACAUCCUAACUCGGACAUGGUAACAAAAAACCAGAGACUCCAGCAUUAAUCUGCAACCAAAGACUCAAUAGCUGCUUCUCACGUAGAAAAUGUAACGUAAUAUUCUGUAGCCACAUAAAUAUUAGAGCCGCUGGGCUCAAAUCCUGUGCUUAGCUUAGACCAGAAGAUACUGUGUUCAAAGUACAGGAAAGGUUGAUACGGUGAUGCUUCCUGUCUCAACAGGGGUGAAAGUCAGCUAGCUGUUUAUUGUCAGGUCUUUAUUCACAUCAACUGAUUCUGAUUUCUAGACUCAGAAUUAGAGAAAAAUACACAUGGUAGCUCUCUGCCAACUACUGUUCCCUCUGCGAUUUACAACAUAAAUCCAAGAUCUUAUGGAGCUAAAACCCAUUGUAGAAACACUAUACUGUACUUCAAUAUUCAGUCAAAGGAAAAAAAUGGCUUACUGUGUCUGUUAUAUCAUGUAAAGAGAAUUCAAAUAUAUGUAAUAAUGUGUUAAAUAUGGCUGUACUUUUACAUGUUUCAAAGAUGAACUUUUAAAUCUGGUUAUUUUCAAUAAAUGGUUGAGGUAGAAAUAUUUAGACUUGUAAACCACAUAAACAAUGCUCUUUUUGUAAAGACCUAAUGCUACUAAUAAAGUUUCUGUAUUGA